Molecule: messenger RNA, 978 nt
Organism: Hirsutella rhossiliensis
Lineage: Eukaryota; Fungi; Ascomycota; Sordariomycetes; Hypocreales; Ophiocordycipitaceae
Product: neugrin domain-containing protein
Exons: 1
Coding region: 1-978 (325 amino acids)
Cellular component (GO): nucleus
Source: RefSeq, a predicted model, not a curated record
AUGAGCUGUGCCUGUCGCGCCCUGCCAUGGAGGAUCUUUGUCCAAAGCCUGGCCCAAGUCCAUCGGCUCGAGUCGACAACCACUCGAGGGGCCGUCCGUCUGGCACCGACAAUACCGCCAUCGACGAUCCAUGGCCGGCUCUUGAGCGCGGCGCGGCAGCAGCAUGGCUUUCACGCUUCGGCAACUUCAAGACAAGACGCUGCGGCCGCGGCUCAUGCUGCGGUAGUUGAAACGCCGCAACAGCACCCGACUGCUUCAUCUCAAGAACCCGAAUCCAGAGCGAUUGCUUCGUCGCCGCAGCCACCCCGGACCGGGGAUUCGGAGACGUCACCGAGGGCAAAAGGGGCGCGAAAAAAAGACACCGGCGAGGUGAAAGCGAGGAGCCCAGAUGCGGAUCCGCAAGCGGCGCCGAGCCGGCAAAACAGGCCGGAGCAGGGACGGAGGAUAAAGACGUCGGUACCCGGCAGCGCCAAGGAGAACGACGGACUCUUCUCGGUGCCGCUCAUACCCAAGCUUGAAAGCUGGAAGGCGCAGAAGCUCGCGCUGAAGAAAAAGUUCCCUGAAGGGUGGAGGCCGCGCAAGAAGCUGUCGCCCGACGCGCUGGCGGGGAUUCGCGCCCUCAACGCGCAGUUCCCAGACGUGUACACGACGGAGGCGCUGGCCGACAAGUUCGCCAUGUCGGCCGAGGCGAUCCGGCGGAUCCUGCGGAGCAAGUGGCAGCCGACGACGGAGCAGGAGCAGGACCGGCAAGAGCGGUGGUUCCGACGAGGCAUGCAGGUGUGGGAGCAAAAGGCGGCGCUGGGCAUCAAGCCGCCCAAGAGGUGGCGCAUGGAGGGCAUCGCCCGGGACCCGACGCACCACGAGCGCAGCCAGAGAGCGGCGCUGCGGGAAAGGGAGAUUGAGGAGAGGGAGAUUGAAAAGUACAAGGCGGCGCGGCCGUGGCUGAAGUUUGCGAAGCGCAAGGGGGAGACGGAGUGA